GAUGGUCUGAAAAAUGAAAGUACAGGAGAGGAAAAGUGUUGCAUGCAGGCAUCAUUCCUAACUUUUUGUGGGUGUAUGUAGUUAUAACAUUGAAGGUUGGUCAAGGAAUACACUGAGAUAAAAAACAUUCAGGUGGUCAGUGAAUAAAAGAAGUUUGAGAACUACUGCUCUGGAUUACUCAUAUGAAAUUGAUCAUUUGGUUCAUGAAUUAUCCUCACACUAGCUAUUGUCGACGUUACUCUUCAUCAUCAGCAGUCUUUUCUAUUCCCUUGUCAGCAAAAAUGGCCAGCAUUGACAGUGAAUUGGCAAAACUUACCACUAAUGACUCCAUCUAUGGGACACUGUCUAAUUUUGACAUUGAGAAAAAGGUUGGAAAAGGACAAUUUAGUGUUGUAUAUCGAGCUCGAUGCAAGUUAGACAAAAGUAUGGUAGCUCUUAAAAAAGUGCAAAUUUUUGAAAUGAUGGAUGCUAAAGCUAGAAUAGACUGUAUGAAGGAGAUUAAUCUGUUACAGCAAUUAAAUCAUCCCAACGUCAUCAAAUAUUUGGCAUCUUUUAUAGAAGAUAAUGAAUUACACAUUGUUCUUGAGUUAGCUGAUGCAGGAGACCUGUCAAGAAUGAUUAAGCAUUUCAAACGACAGAUGCGACUGAUUCCAGAGAAGACAGUUUGGAAGUAUUUUGUGCAGCUUUGUAGUGCUCUAGAACAUAUGCAUUCAAAACGGGUCAUGCACAGAGAUAUCAAGCCCGCAAAUGUAUUCAUCACUGCCCAGGGAGUUGUGAAACUGGGUGAUCUAGGGCUUGGUCGAUUUUUCAGUUCAAGAACCACGGCAGCUCAUUCCUUAGUGGGAACCCCAUAUUAUAUGUCACCUGAGAGAAUUCAUGAACAUGGAUACAAUUUCAAAUCAGAUAUUUGGUCUCUUGGCUGUUUGUUGUAUGAGAUGGCAGCUCUACAAUCACCAUUUUAUGGUGAAAGAAUGAACUUGUACUCACUUUGUAAGAAAAUUGAAGAAUGUGACUACCCACCUCUACCAGCUGACAUCUACUCUGAAGAGUUGAGAGAUUUGGUAGCUGCAUGUAUUAACCCUGAUCCAGAGAAAAGGCCAGACAUCACAUAUGUAUACAAAAUAGCUCGAGAAAUGCAUCAGAAGUUUUCCUCCUCUUCAAGUGCUUCUCCAUCUCCUGUCCCUAUUAUGCUGUCUUCGGCUUCCUCGAGGGACGAUGCAGACUCCUCUGUACGAGCAAUUCCUCGUUCUUCGUCUUCGUGAGGAAUCCACUGUAGCCUUAUAAGCACCAUCCAUUGGUUAAGUAAUAUAUCCUGUGAUCAGAUAUCUGUAUGUGUACCAGUCAAAUGUUAUGUAAAUAUAUACACUAGGUGACUUUUGUUUGUUUGAUAAAAUACUCUUAAUGAGAUAAUCUCAGAACAUGAAAUAAUAAAAAAAUUCACAAAGUUUUUUUUUCUUUCUCCUCAGGCAUUUAUUGAUUCAUUUCUGCCAUUUUCAACAGAUGUUUCAGACUUUUUGUGUAAUGAGCCAUUUCACGACAAGCUCUUUUAAGAUGUUAAAUUUUUUAUUUUAAAAAACUGUUCGUGCAUUUAGCAAAAGUAGGAGAAGCAUGGAAAAAGACAACACAUUUUAGUUAUGACCCUUAACAAAACAAUAAUGCUUUUAUUUGUAGUGACUAUGAAAUUGCCUUUACAAAUAUUUUAACUUAGUGUGCUUGAAACUGGAAGGAAAUAAUUUGGAAAUCCUACAUUGAGAAAAAAGUAAAAUUUCACUUUUGAGAAGUGUGCAUCAUUGAAUAUGCAAAAUUUAAUUUGUGAAACUAAAUAUGUUAAAAAGAAUUACUACUAAUAUGUGAGCAACUGUGAUUCCAUUUCUGUUCCAGGGUAAACUUAUAUAGACCUGGUGGAUAGGAUGUUUGACUCGCAAUAUGCAGGUCAUGGGAUUGAAACCUGUUACUGAACAUACCCAUUCAGCCAUGAUAGGAGCAUUAUAAUAUGAUUGUUAGUUCUAGUAUUCUUUGGUAAAGAAUAGCUCAACAGUUUUCUGUGGGUGGUGUGUACUAGCUGCCUUUCUUCUAGUUCUAUCACUUGGUUAACUAUUGCAGAUGGCCUUCGGGUAGCUUUGCACGAAAUCCAACAAAACAAACCUACCUUAUAAUUAUAUCCUUAGCAAGUAAUAAAUUUACUUAGGUACCAGUUAUUAUGUUGCAACUUGCAAAUUAUUAUUAGAAUUACUGUUUUUAAAGAAAAUAAGUGGUAAUGUUCAAACUGUAUAAAAAUAAGUAAUUUUCUUAAAUUAAUUAUAGUCAGUCUAGUGUAAUUGUACUCAUCAAACAUUUAUCCAGUAUAACUGGGUAUAAAUUAUUUGUGUGAGAGAUUAAAAAGUGCACAUAAUAUAAUAAUUCCUAUACAAAUAAAUUAAAUAGGUGAUACAUGUUGUCAAAUGUGGUUAAAUAAGAAUCAAAAUAUUUCACUUUUGAAGUACGGUGAUCAUUAGAAAUAAAAUAAAUGUUAAAAAACAGUUGUCCCCCAGAAAGACCAGGGUUAGAUUUUACAAGUAGAUGGUAAUCAUUAGAAAUGACUGAAAUUUUUGAGUUAAAAAAAAACGAUUGUAUAAAUGAUUAGGUACACGUUUGAUGGUGAGAGAACCUUGUCAAAACGUUGUACAUUUUCUGUUAUGUUAAACUUACAUUUGAGUUUUUCUUCAUUACCCAUUCAAGCCGUCUCCAAGCAUUACACAUUUACUUUAUUUGAAGUCAAGAAAUGUUGAUUUCACUUUCUCACAUUACUAAAACUGUAAUCACCUCUGUUGUCAGAUUUGUAUGAGACAUGGAUGCACAAUAAUAUAAAGCUUGCUUUAAAUAAGUUAUUAUUGCCUCAUUGUUUUAUAUUCUAUAAUUACUGGUAUUUCAUACUAACUGAAACGUUGGCAAGAAAAAAAAUACAGUUAAUGAAGGUUUUGCAGUUUUCAGCUGAUGUUACAUCUAAUCAAGUUAAGUAAGAAAUAAUGAUAAAGUGUAGACGUAGUAUUUUUCCUGAGAAGGUUUUGUUAAGUAAAGCCUUAGAUGGUAAUGUUUGAAGAUUCUUUAAAAUAUUUGUUUUUCAAAAAUACACGUAGUAUUAACAAGUUAUACAAAAAACUGUUAUAGAGAGAGAGCUUUUGAGAAUUGGUCAGGUAAUGCUCAUAUUGUUCAGUACAAUUAAAUUUAACUGAGAAUGAAUACUGUUUUUACUCUUAAAAUUAUCAUAAAUAGGUCCGUGUUACAACUGAUAGUUGACAAGAAUAACUUUAGAAAAUCCAUGGAUUCUUUCUUAUUCUAUGAAUUACCUUAAAUGGGCCUAAGUUAAAACUAGUAGUUGACAAGGAAAGCUUUAACAAAAUCAGAUUCUUUCUUACUGCUCUGGGAAUUAUCUUAAAUAUGGUUGUGUUACACCUCUGAUAGAUUUUAAGUUUUAAAAAAUACUUUGAAUUUUCUCUUGCUUUAGGUAUUACCUUAAAUGUAGCUGUGUUACUACUAGUAGUUGACAAAGAAAGCCUUAAAUAACACUGCUUGGUAUUUGUGUGUGAAAAGAAGCUGAUCCCGUGGUAAUGUGUACUAGUCUCACACCUUAACAAACACAUACAUAUAUUAUUUGAUCCCGUGGUAAUGUGUACUAGUCUCAAACCUUAAUGAACACAUACAUAUAUUAUUUGAUUCUGUGGUAAUGUGUACUAGUCUCACACCUUAACAAACACAUACAUAUAUUAUUUGAUCCCGUGGUAAUGUGUACUAGUCUCAAACCUUAAUGAACACAUACAUAUAUUAUUUGAUUCUGUGGUAAUGUGUACUAGUCUCACACCUUAACAAACACAUUCAUAUAUUACUUGAUCCCAUGGUAAUGUGUACUAAUCCCACACCUUAAAUGAACACAUACAUAUAUUAUUUGAUCCUGUGGAAAUGUGUACUAGUCUCACACCUUAACGAACACAUACAUAUAUUACUUGAUCCCAUGGUAAUGUGUACUAGUCUCACACCUUAACGAACACAUACAUAUAUUAUUUGAUCCCGUGGUAAUGUGUACUAGUCUCACACCUUAAAUGAACACAUACAUAUAUUAUUUGAUCCUGUGGUAAUGUGCACUAGUCUCACAUCUUAAUGAACACCUACAUAUAAUAUUUCUAAAGCUGUAGUAACGUAAGUCUUCUCACAUUAUGUAUAAUCCUUUUUUUAUAUUACAGUCUAAAAUUAUUAUAACAUGAUCCUUAUGCAUUCUAUAACAUCCAGGAAAUUCCCCAUCCUCUUACAGUUUGUCCAAGAAAAGAAAAAAGAGGCUAUUCUUGAAAGACCCUAGUAUUUUAUGCUAAUAUGUUAUGUCUUUUUAUGUAUUGAGAUGUUUGUAAUAUUCUAGGUUAGUUCAAUUAGUUUUUUGCCACUGUAUGAACUGUAUUAUUUUCAAGUAGUCCUAAAAACAUUCAACUUUUGUUUCAUUUUUAACAGUCCACUUCCAGAAGGUAUUGAUUGUUAAAGUUGCAAAUCCCAAUGAAGGCCUUACCCAGUUUCUUUUAAGAUGGUUAGUUCAUUUCAGUUAUAUUAUUGGGGAUGUUAUUUAUCACUGAUACAUCUCUCUCUUGAAGCAUGCUCAUCUGAGGGACUUCCAGUGGAUGUUAAAGAACCAUAAAAGAAUAGUAUUGUUAGACAUCCAUGUUAUUUUAUUCAGGGCGAGUAAAACCAGUGGGGUUUCUUUGUCACUUUAAUCUCCUGUCUGUUGGCGUAUGUUACUCUUCUGCUACUGUAUUUGUGAUCAUAUUAUGCUGAUUAAUUUGGACAAUUCCACAGUGGUAUCUUAAUUCAUCUACCUUGGAGGUACUUGUCCAGAGAUUUCUGGUUUUAGAUGUAGAUCUCCCCCUUUUUUUUUUGGCCUCUUAUCCAUUCCUUUACUCUUCAGCCUCUAAUAUGCCUAAGUUGAAGGUUUUAUCCCAGUCAUAUUCUUUCUGCACAGCAGUUGAUCCAUCCAUGUAGUGUUCUGCUGAUUUUAAGGUAUUCUGAGUAUUAACUGUGCUUGAGACUUUACUAAUUGUAUGUUGUUAAUUACUUUCUUUGGUUCCUCAUCCUUAACUGCCUUCAUAGAAGUGAUACAUCAUUGGACACAUAGAAUAUGGUGGGGAAAGUUCUUGGACAGCAGAACGUCGGAGUAUUGGCUAGCUGUUCAUCCAAACUAUUAAUUUAAAAAAAGAGUUUUGGCACAGAGUCGCUUAUCAAAAACUAGUCAUUUUAUAAGAAAAAUGUGUUUAUGCUAUAUGAAUAUUCAUUCUCUUUCAAACUGUGUACAUAUAUAGAAAUCAUUGUGCAACAACACACUAUGGUUUAAGAGAAAGGUGAAGUUUGAUAUGUAGAAAUAAUACCUAUUAAUAAGAGAUUAAGUGCUUGUGUCCAAAGUUAAACAUUAAGAAAUUUACUAAAAAUGUAUUUUCAAAGCUGUGACUAAAUUUGUGAUAAUAAAUUGACAUAAAAUAUCAUUGCUUGAAUCCACCUAUUUUAUAUUAUUUUCCAAUUUUAUCCCAAGAAACGACGUCAACUAAUCGUAAAACAAUUGCUUGUUUAUGAAUUAGUUUAAAUUCCAUUAAAAAAAUUACAACAUAAGUUAAACAAUGCAUGGCGGCAUUUUAUUGUAAAUUACUAUCCAGAAGCGUUCCAAAGAUUCAACAUUACUAAAUAGUUAUUGUCUAAUCAUUCAGUUUAAGGCUGGUUUUCCAUUUUGUUUCCAUGAUGACAAUUAUUAGCUACUUUGAAUCAUAUAAAUAUUUUAAUGAAAAGAGCCUAUAACAACAUCUUUAGCAAAAAAAAUAAAAACUUGUGUUUGUUGUGUUAUGUAUGCUACAUCACAUCUGUUUACAUGCUUUAUCUUUAUGUGACUGUUAAUGAUCAUGAUAGUUAUCCAAGAACCAAAUCAUACAAUUUGAUAAAAGGCCUUUGCAGUAGUAGUAAUUUACAAAAUAAAAAAGAACCAAGGAUUAAGUUGGCACGUUUUAAUGAAUUGGUAAGAAAAAUAUACAUUAAUAAAAUAAUCAUUGAUUUGUAUGUAUUCAUCAUAACCCAAUGAAAAACAUAUCUUACAGGCUCUGUCAUUAUACUUGAAACAUGUACUUCAAAAUACAUGUUAAAAAAUAAAAGAUGCCAGCCAUCAUAAAUUAAAAAUAUUUUGCACAAUAAAUAGUUUUUGUGACUAAAGACAAUUGUGUGUUUCAUUAGCAUGCUAGUAAUUAUUAUCAAUGCAUGUUGAUAAUCUAAAGAGUAGAACAAGUGUAUUGAACAAAAAUGAAAUCAUGAUGGUGAUAGUGUAAAUUUGAAUUAAUAAUUACAUAAUCACAGUAUACGAGGUUUCUGACAUGGAUAAAACCAUUUCCACACAUUAAAACAUGCCUAGAAUUUUAGCCAAGAUGGCCUUAUUAUGAUAGUUUUGGGAUGAGUGUGCCAGACUGUUUAUUUGAAGAUUUUUUGUUCAUGUCCCAUUGUUACAAAAUCAUACAUCACACUUGUAGGGCCAUGGAUGCAUUAUAAGAAUGACACUCAAAUCCCACUCUUUGAUUAUAGUUGGUAGUGGGUGAUGUUGACUUGCUACCUUCCCUCUAGUAAGUCAGUUGAAAAGCAUUAUAAGUAUGACACUCAAAUCCCACUCUUUGAUUAUAGUUGAUAGUGGGUGAUGUUGACUUGCUACCUUCCCUCUAGUAAGUCAGUUGAAAAGCAUUAUAAGAAUGACACUGAAAUCCCACUCUUUGAUUAUAGUUGAUAGUGGGUGAUGUUGACUUGCUACCUUCCCUCUAGUAAGUCAGUUGAAAAUUAGGGACAGUUAGCCCUAGUGUAGGUUUGCACAAGUUAUGUAACAUAAGAUUAUUAGUUUCUAAUGGUAGUGUUUAAACUCUAUAUUACAGUAAAACAGUGUUAGAGAACAUUCUAUUUUAUACAUAGAUUAUGUUGCAGUAAUAUAUGAUACAGGAUUAAUAUUAACUUAAAUGUUAUAGUAUCCAUUAAGAAUUGUUACAUAGCUCUAACAUUCACAUAGUUAAGAACUGUUCUGCUUAUAUUCAGGCAUCAUGAUUGAUGUAAAUUAAUGUAUAAUUUGAACACAGGUGACAUAACUGUACUAAUACAUUUUUAGUUUCAGUCUAAAAACAGUUUGUUGGUGAUGAACAAAUACUUGAGAUUAACAUGUGUAUUUCAAAACAUUGUGUGUGCAUUUUUAAAAUUUUAGACUGGCUAUAAAGAGGCCAGUAAUGAUAAAUAUGAUUUAAACUCUCAUAAUUGUUCUGGUGCUUUAGUAAACUGAUUCUAAAGGAUUUAUAGAAACAGCGAGUAAUUAUGAGCUGUAAUAAAAGCUCUGGUAUUAUUUAAGUAUGAUUAAAAGUCAUCCUGUAAGGUAAAACCAAACUUUCUUAACAAAAUGUGCAUUAGUUUAUAAAACUAGCAAGAGUAGAUGUUAUAGAUAGCAGAGAACCAGUAAUUAUAUAUAUGUUACUUGUUUUUGCUUUAUAAAGAAAGUCAAAAUACUGAAGUUUCAGUUACUGAACUUUGUAGGAAAAAUCAAAGGUAGUCACCCUAUUUAUGCACAGGCCUAUUGCAUUGAUAUUUUGUGUAUUUACAAUAUUAAGAAUCUUCUUAGUAUUUAGAAACCUUUAUAAUAAUAAAAAAACAGCCCAAUUUGUGUACUGUUGUAUGGCCAAGGUAGUAAUUCAUGCUUGCUGUAUGUAGUAAAUGCAGUAGUAACACAAUACCAAUUUAUAUGUGUUUUUAAGCUUGUAUAGCUAUGGGGGUGGAAUACUGUUCAUGUGUUUUUGUCUAUAAUAUGGAUAUUUAAAUUAUUACUGACACUACUAAAAAUCUAUUUCUUUAAUGAAUUAAAUUGUCAUGCUUGUAUGAAUUGGGCUUAAAUCCAUUUAUCAAGAGAAAAUUAAUUUUAAAUAGCUUAAACAGUUAGUACGUUUUAUAGAUCAAGCAACAGACACAUUCUAUUUCUUUCUGCAGUUCUUGAGUUUUAAGAGAGAAUUUGUGUAGUUUGGAUCAACCGUGUUUUACCCUUUAACUUAGAUAAAUUAUAUUUUUGCAUGAUCAAUACCUUAUACAGUGUAGAUAACUUGAAAGAAGUUUACAAGCUUAGGAACAAAGAUCAGAGUUGUUCAAAUGUAGGAACACAUAAUUAAAUUACUGAAUUACAAUUUGAAGUUGUAUAUUUGUCACCUCAAGAAUAAUUUAUCUAACAAGUGGAGAAAACAUGUGAAAGGAUUUUCAAACAUAUAUCAAUAGGUAACAGCUUUGUCAUUCUGUGGUAGAGCUCCUUCACUGAUGUGAUAUCGUGUGAACCUGGGCUGCAACAUUGUAUUUAUGCCCUCUGACAAUAAGCCUGAAAAGAAAAACUAACGGAGAUGAUGUGUUUGUAAGUUAUUAGUUCCAAAUCUAAUCAACGAGUUGCGAAUAAGAGAAUUUUUAGCACAUACUAAAACUACACAUUAUUAUCCUCCAAAUAGAACAUUUAUAACAAUGUUAGUGUGCACUAACUGAUCAGGAAUAUUAUCUACUUAUUUGUGUGUGUAAGGAAUAAAAAAACUUAUGAUUGAUACUAUAGUUUGUUGUAAUUUGUUUUUGUAAAACAGUAACUAUCCUGAUUUACAAAAUAAAUGUUAUUCCCAAUACUUAUGAUAAAUCUAUUCUUUCAUAUGAUUUUUUUUGGCUGAAUUAAUUUGUUCAUAAAGUACACAAGUUGUAGGUUUUUAGUCUGCUGUAAGAUUUCCAAGGUGGAAUUUCAAGUCAAUUUUGUUUCUUUUUAAUUGAUUGGAUGUUACUUUGAAUGCAGGACUUGUUGUAUGUGAAAAAGCAUGUGUCACACACAAGGUAUUGAAGUUUUACUAACCAUGGUAUUGUUCACUUCUGCACAGUAUUCACAAGCUCAUUUAUGUAUUCCACAGUAAACAAGAUUAUUGAUAAAAUAUUUUUUGUAAUAUAUACUUGGCUAAAUCAAUACAUAUAGUUUAUUUUAUGAAAGGUAUUUCACGGUCAAAGGACAGUAACAUUAGCAUAUAUGUCACCACCUGUUUCUUUUUAAAUUCUAUGUUAUAUGAAGAUGUUAGUUUCACAUCCUGUAUCACUUGUAAAAAUGGAAAGAAUAAAAAUGUGUAUGUUAAUGAAGUUA
Limulus polyphemus (Atlantic horseshoe crab) is the source of this 9160-nucleotide messenger RNA. Its product is annotated as serine/threonine-protein kinase Nek7-like. Lineage: Eukaryota; Metazoa; Arthropoda; Merostomata; Xiphosura; Limulidae. The coding region runs from base 183 to 1262 and encodes 359 amino acids. The record is from RefSeq and is a predicted model, not a curated record. Gene Ontology annotation, molecular function: ATP binding; protein kinase activity. The transcript is spliced from 10 exons. Gene Ontology annotation, biological process: protein phosphorylation.